Ailuropoda melanoleuca (giant panda) is the source of this 3427-nucleotide messenger RNA. RefSeq names its product isthmin 1 (gene ISM1). Gene Ontology annotation, biological process: negative regulation of angiogenesis. The transcript has 6 exons. The record is from RefSeq and is a predicted model, not a curated record. The coding region runs from base 975 to 2219 and encodes 414 amino acids. NCBI's taxonomy places the organism in Eukaryota, Metazoa, Chordata, Mammalia, Carnivora, Ursidae.
CUCGGGAAGGCGGGAGCCAGAGCAAGAUCGAAAGGGAGGGAAACGCGCGCUGCCGCUGCAGUUAUCCGAACCUGCCACGGGACCCAGUUCACUCUUGCAUCCGAGGCCAGGACUCCGCGCCCUCUGCUCGACCCCGGAGCCCUUCCACUCGCCCAAGGCCCCGAGCACGGCAUGAGCGGCGCGCUGGAGCCCGAGGCUGCAGCGCGGUCAUGAGGCGGUGGCCCAGGAGCGGCGGCUGUGCGGCGGCAGCCCCUAGGUCCCCUCUGGGAGCAGCGCUUCCGGGAUGAGCCCCUCGACCCGCGAUUGCCUGAGCUGAGAUUGACCCCCAUUGCUCCACCUACGUCCUGCGCGCCUGAGCCGCGGGGUCCGGGUCUCGGAAGCUUCCCGCCGCGCCACCUGCGCGCUGGACUGGACCCACACCUAGCGAACCCGACUCGCCUCACUUCCCAGGCUCUACCCGGCGCCGCGGGCGCGUGAGCAGCGCUGCUCAGGGAGUUGCGGCCCACGGUCCAGAAGAAAGUGUCAAGACCCUUCUGGAACGACACUUUAUCAUUCCCCUCGUACACACGCACGGCAGCUUCGGCAAGGGGCGCACAGUCGCAGACAGACACCUGGCUUGUCCUGCGCCCUCUCGGUCCUCCACCACCACAACUCCCAACUCCACUUUGUCAAUAAAGGUUUCUAAACUCGCCCAGGCACCCCACCCACCCACAGCCCCGAGCCUCAGUACGCACAAGGUCUGCCCUCGGGCGCUACAGCGACCUCGGCAGCAGUGCGCGCACUUGGCGCAGCCCGGCAGGCGGACGUCGACCCCGGAGGGGCGCCCGGGUCACCUCCAAACAGUGACAGCCCCCGAGUACCCGGGGCCCCCAUCUGGAGCCGGCUCACCCUAGGACUUGGCGGCGGGGCGGCGCGGUCCGCAGCCCGAAGAAGCGCGGGGAGGAGGGGAGGUGGCUCGUCGGAAUAACCUCCACAUGGAAAGUGACUCUACAGCAGAAACGAGCUUUCCUUUCUCCAAAGAAGCAGCAGGGGAACAUCUGGACCACCAGGCUGCACACCAACCCUUCCCCAGACAGCGAUUCCGGCAAGAGCCUGGGCACCCUUCCCUGCAAAGAGACGGCCCCAGAUCCUUUCUGCUUGAUCUACCAAACUUUCCAGAUCUUUCCAAAGCUGACAUCAAUGGGCAGAAUCCAAAUAUCCAGGUCACCAUAGAGGUGGUGGACGGUCCUGACUCUGAAGCAGAUAAAGAUCAGCAUCCAGAGAAUAAGCCCAGCUGGUCAGCCCCAUCCCCCGACUGGAGGGCCUGGUGGCAGAGGUCCUUGUCCUUGACGAGGGCCAACAGCGGGGACCAAGACUAUAAGUACGACAGUACCUCAGAUGACAGCAACUUCCUCAACCCCCCCAGGGGGUGGGACCGUCCAGCCCCAGGCCACCGGACUUUUGAAACCAAAGAGCAGCCAGAAUAUGAUUCCACAGAUGGUGAGGGCGACUGGAGUCUCUGGUCCGUCUGCAGUGUCACCUGUGGGAACGGCAACCAGAAACGGACCAGGUCUUGUGGCUACGCAUGUACCGCAACAGAAUCUAGGACAUGUGACCGUCCAAACUGUCCAGGAAUUGAAGACACCUUCAGGACAGCUGCCACCGAAGUGAGUCUGCUGGCGGGAAGUGAGGAGUUUAAUGCCACCAAACUGUUUGAAGUUGACACGGACAGCUGUGAGCGGUGGAUGAGCUGCAAAAGUGAGUUCUUAAAGAAGUACAUGCACAAGGUGAUCAAUGACCUGCCCAGCUGCCCCUGCUCCUACCCCACCGAGGUGGCCUACAGCACGGCGGACAUCUUCGACCGCAUCAAGCGCAAGGACUUCCGCUGGAAGGACGCCAGUGGGCCCAAGGAGAAGCUGGAGAUCUACAAGCCCACGGCCCGCUACUGCAUUCGCUCCAUGCUGUCCCUGGAGAGCACCACGCUGGCCGCCCAGCACUGUUGCUAUGGCGACAACAUGCAGCUCAUCACCAGGGGCAAAGGGGCGGGGACGCCCAACCUCAUCAGCACCGAGUUCUCCGCUGAGCUCCACUACAAGGUGGACGUCCUGCCGUGGAUUAUCUGCAAGGGCGACUGGAGCAGGUACAACGAGGCCCGGCCUCCCAACAACGGACAGAAGUGCACGGAGAGCCCCUCGGACGAGGAUUACAUCAAGCAGUUCCAAGAGGCCAGGGAGUACUAAGGAGAAGCCACCUCCGGCCUUUGUGACACAAACGCGCUGCGCUGAUCUGCCGCGGGGGCAGAGUCCGUCUUAUCCGCAUCCGUGGAUAUUUGUAUAUACCACGUGGGUAUUUUCCAUAACUCACACUCGCGGUGCGCACCAGGCCCGGUGACUGCCCUCCGAAGCCACCUUGCCGUCCGAAAUGGCCCGCAGAGCUCCUUGGAAUCCCUCCCAGGGCCGAUGUCCGCGGGAGGGAGAGGACGAAGGAGCCAUAAGAAGCUGGAAGCCGCAGUGGGUGCGAUUCGAUUCGCGCCCAGAUCCGGCGUUUCCUGGAGAAGCAAAGAGGGAAGGACUGAGUUGUACACGUUCUAAGCGGUUUUUAUAUAUAACUUAUUUAAUAUGAAUGUGACUUAAGCAUAACCUUUUCUCUGGAGUUGAGAAACUGUUUUAAUCACUUCUGUGAGAGUUCAGACAGGGGCUUAAGGAAGUGGAAGAGAAAGGGAAUUUUGGAGUAAUUUUUUUUUAACUAAAUAACUCAACGGACAUGUAUCAAAAACAAGAAAAUGCCCACCUUAAACCAAAUGUUCUUUAGUUAUGAGGCACCUUGCUGGAGUCUCAGCUUCCAAAAUGCCCUUGCCUAAGAUUGGAUAGGGGGUGGGGGGCACGGGGGUGUGUUGGGGCAAAUCUGAGGACUGGUUUUAAAUAGGCUUUAAAAUAAAAGGUCAAUAUUAGCAUAAUGCUAUAAUUCUACUAAAAGGCUUCAGAGUGGCAGAAGUUCUGCUCAGGUCUUAGUGGGAGGUUCGGAAGGCGACGGGAAGGUCAGACAUAAAAACAGGUAGUAGCACUUUUCCAAAAGAAAAAAUAAAAGCAAAAUAGAUGGGAAAAGAACACGGACCUCAUUUCAUCUAUUUUAUUCUAAUACCAUCGUAACAAUUUUUUUCUCCACCAAUAUAUUACCAGUAAAUACCUAUAAAAAGAGUAGGGGGACUCAAGUCUAGAAAAUCCUAAUUUUUUUUUAUGUUUUAAGAAAGGGGGAAAAAACUACAUUAUUUUUGUAAAGUAUUUAUUGAGUCAUUGAGUCUUGUGCAUCCAGUAAUUGUAAUAUGACCUGGUUCUGUAGUGUGGAACUUAGGACAAAGAAUUUGUUCUUAUGCAAUCUUUACUUGCAAAACUCCAGGAAAAGAGAAUAUAUCAUAAAAUCAUAAUAAAAUGUGUUACCUGCAAUAAAU